Messenger RNA from Jaculus jaculus (lesser Egyptian jerboa), 1698 nucleotides. It is a transcript of the gene Pdlim3, whose product is annotated as PDZ and LIM domain 3. Bases 102 to 1196 code for a protein of 364 amino acids. Gene Ontology annotation, cellular component: filamentous actin; adherens junction; stress fiber. Gene Ontology annotation, biological process: actin cytoskeleton organization; heart development; muscle structure development. The record is from RefSeq and is a predicted model, not a curated record. The transcript has 8 exons. Lineage: Eukaryota; Metazoa; Chordata; Mammalia; Rodentia; Dipodidae. Gene Ontology annotation, molecular function: actin binding; muscle alpha-actinin binding.
AGAGCAAGGUAGUUUGUCCCGUUUAGGGACACUCGUGUGCAGAGCCACCCACCCAUCCUUCGCUGCGACCCACUCACAGGACGGCCACGCCAGGAGGCACCAUGCCCCAAGACGUGGUCCUCCCUGGCCCUGCGCCCUGGGGCUUCAGACUCUCGGGGGGCAUAGACUUCAACCAGCCUUUGGUCAUCACCAGGAUUACUCCAGGAAGCAAGGCAGCAGCUGCCCACCUGUGUCCUGGAGAUGUCAUUCUGGCUAUUGAUGGCUUUGGGACAGAGUCCAUGACUCAUGGUGAUGCACAGGACAGGAUUAAGGCAGCAGCACACCAGCUGUGUCUCAAAAUUGACAGGGCGGAAACACGCUUAUGGUCCCCCCAGGUAUCUGAAGAUGGGCGAACACAUCCUUUCAAAAUCAAUUUAGAAGCAGAGCCACAGGAUGUGAACUACUUUGAACACAAGCACAAUGUUCGGCCCAAACCUUUCAUAAUUCCAGGCCGAAGCAGUGGAUGCAGUACUCCCUCCGGUCUUGACUGUGGCAGUGGACGUAGCACCCCUUCUUCUGUCAGUACUCUUAGUACAAUUUGCCCAGGUGACUUGAAAGUUGCUGCUAAGAUGGCCCCUAACAUUCCUUUGGAAAUGGAACUUCCUGGUGUGAAGAUUGUACAUGCUCAGUUUAAUACCCCCAUGCAGUUGUACUCAGAUGACAAUAUUAUGGAAACACUUCAGGGUCAGGUUUCAACAGCUCUAGGGGAAACACCCUCAAUGAGUGAACCCACAGCCUCAGUAUCCCCCCAAUCAGAUGUGUACCGCAUGCUCCAUGACCAUCAGGAUGAGCCUACUCAACCUCGCCAGUCAGGCUCCUUCAGGGUGCUCCAGGACUUAGUGAACGAUGGCCCUGAUGAGCGUCCUGCUGGAACUAGAAGUGUGAGAGCUCCAGUCACCAAAGUCCAUGGUGGAGCCAGCAGUGCCCAGAGGAUGCCAUUCUGCGACAAGUGUGGGAAUGGCAUUGUCGGAGCCGUGGUGAAGGCCCGGGAUAAGUACCGGCACCCCGAGUGCUUCGUGUGCGCUGACUGCAAGCUCAACCUCAAGCAGAAGGGCUACUUCUUUGUGGAGGGGGAGCUGUACUGUGAAACACACGCGAGAGCCCGCACGAGGCCCCCUGAAGGCUACGAUAUGGUCACCCUGUACCCCAAGGCUUAAGUCCCUUGCCUACCAGAACGGAACGUGCACGCACGCAGCCACGCACACUUGCAUGGGAGGUCACAGAUCGCUUUGGCUAAAGGAACCCCAUCUGUGGCCUCCAGAUCUAAAGCCGAGGGUUUUAGACAUCAUCUUAUUUGUGUAGUGAGGAAGAGACAUGGGGGUCAAAGGUUUGCCCUGCGACAGAAACAUGCAUCUAAACUAUGUUUGCAAUGCUUUAACUUUGGGUGUAGUCACAUUGACAUUUAAAGCAAUAAUUUUUGUACGUCACGUUCCACAAUUACGUUUAGCAUGUGCCCUUACGGUGUGUCAACACCACGAUAUUCUAGGCAGUUGAAUUGUCUUUCCUUGGAAGUUUAUUUUCAAGUGUAACUAAUAACCAAAUAUUGUAUUCUAACAUAAUCUGCAGGAGUCUGUAACUGUUUUGCCUACAGUGCAUGUCAGAAAUUUGUUUCAUAUGCAAACAACUAUACCACUGUAUACUCCAAAUAUAAUAAACAUG